CCAACAUGAGGGUUUCAAAGUAGUGGCUCAGGUUGGCCUGCAAUCAUGGCAGACUUCCCAGAGGAGGUGGCACAGGCUGAAAGUGAAAGGUGCAAAAGGGACCAGGCAGCAGGGAGGCCAGGGCUGAGGGCACACAGAGGGUCCAUGCAGGUGUGAACUGUUCAUUGUCCCUGGCCCCUGGGGUCUACUUAGGUCACGAAAAAGGUCCCAGCAUGUUGCUGUUUGUGAAGGAAGUUGGUAAACAGCAGAAAAUGUCCCAAAACAGCGGUGCAUACACCAGGAUACUCAUAGCCUGCCACCUCCCCCUAAACCUUGGAAAAGAUCAUUAGACAAAUAUUGAUGGAACACGUGCAGUGCGCUAGGCACUGUCCUAGCCACCAAGGAUACAGCGAUGAACAAAACAGACCCAACCCUGCUGGGGCUGAGGUUCCGGCUGAAUAUGUAAUCCGGAAGUGGUGGCCCCAGCGACUGUCCUCAGCCCACCAGCCCUUGCUCCCCACGGGGAUGGGAAGGUCUCAGGGCAGCAGUAAGAGCCUGUUCAUUCCUGGAAUCCCCAAUUAGGACCGCCAGCGCUCACUGUGGCUGGAGAAGUCAGGCACCUGAAGGUGCCCACGUGGAUUUGGGGUCAUGCUCUGAACACCUAACUAGUCAACCGGACGCUAAACACAGGACCUAGCAUCCAGGAGGUGCCUCGUAAAUGGUGCCAUCAUUGUGGUUCCGAGGGGGUGGCUAAAUGGCGGACUUUUGCUGGAGGUAAGGGUAGGAUCGGCGCGUGGACCGCAGGUCCGGGAAGCUGCGGGGCUGGCGUGCGCAUGCGCCUCCUUCCGGGGGAGGCCCCGCCCCACUUGCGCGCGGCCCCCUGCGCCCAGAACAGCGAGGAGUGCGGUGGUAGCACCAUGCCCCCACUGGAAGCGAUCCGCUACUCGAGGGGCUCACUGCAGAUCCUCGACCAACUGCUGCUGCCCCAGCAGAGGCGCUACGAGGGGGUGGGCUCGGUGCGCCAGGCCUGGGAGGCCAUCCGCGCCAUGAAGGUGCGCGGUGCCCCGGCCAUAGCGCUCGUGGGCUGCCUCAGCCUCGCCGUGGAACUGCAGGCGGGCGCCGGGGGACCGGGACUCGCCGCGCUCGUGGCCUUCGUGCGCGACGCGCUGAGCUUCUUAGUCACCGCCCGGCCCACCGCGGUCAACAUGGCCCGCGCCGCCCGCGACCUGGCCGACGCGGCAGCCCGGGAGGCCGAGCGAGAGGGUGCCACGGAGGAGACGGUCCGGGAGAGAGUGAUCUGCUAUGCUGAGGACAUGCUGGAGAAAGACCUCAAGGAUAAUCGGAGCAUUGGGGACCUGGGAGCUCAACACCUCCUGGAGCGAGCAGCCCCCAAGGGUGGCAAGGUGACCGUGCUGACCCACUGUAACACUGGUGCACUGGCCACUGCUGGCUACGGCACAGCCCUGGGUGUGAUCCGCUCACUGCACAACCUUGGCCGCCUGGAGCUUGCCUUCUGCACAGAGACCCGGCCCUACAACCAGGGGGCCCGGCUGACAGCCUUCGAGCUGGUCUACGAGCAGAUCCCUGCCACCCUCAUCGCUGACAGCAUGGCAGCAGCUGCUAUGGCCCAUCGGGGCGUGUCAGCUGUCAUUGUGGGAGCUGACCGCGUAGUUGCCAACGGUGACACAGCCAACAAGGUGGGCACUUACCAGCUGGCCAUCGCUGCCAAGCACCAUGGCAUUCCCUUCUAUGUGGCCGCCCCCAGCUCCUCAUGUGACCUCCAACUGGAGUCGGGCCAGCAGAUCAUCAUCGAGGAGCGCCCAGGCCAGGAGCUAACCGAUGUCAAUGGAGUCAGGAUUGCAGCGCCUGGAAUUGGGGUUUGGAAUCCUGCCUUCGAUGUCACCCCCCAUGACCUCAUCACCGGUGGCAUCAUCACAGAGCUGGGCGUCUUUGCCCCCAAAGAACUCCGGGCAGCCUUAAGCACCACCGUCUCCUGAGGGUGGGACCCUAGAUGGAGAAGUAACCAACCUGGCUCUCCAUACCCUUUCCUACCCCCAUCCCCGUAGGUUUUAUAAUAAAACUUAUUGAAUGGCCUGCCCCAAAGCUGACCUUCUUCCCGCAAUCACACUUCUUCCUAGAGCAGGGAGA
Messenger RNA from Rhinolophus ferrumequinum (greater horseshoe bat), 2127 nucleotides. RefSeq names its product methylthioribose-1-phosphate isomerase 1 (gene MRI1). NCBI's taxonomy places the organism in Eukaryota, Metazoa, Chordata, Mammalia, Chiroptera, Rhinolophidae. The transcript has 6 exons. The record is from RefSeq and is a predicted model, not a curated record. Gene Ontology annotation, molecular function: S-methyl-5-thioribose-1-phosphate isomerase activity. The coding region runs from base 813 to 1976 and encodes 387 amino acids.